UCAAUUCUGCAAGUAGUUCUAAUUUACUAUCGCUGUUCUCUAGCUGAUCUAAAACUGCUUUUGACCUAAAGGGACGCUUUUUGGACGCCAUGGACAUUUCUCAGUUUCCAAGCAGAAAGAACAGUAAAAAUGCAGGCAGGGCACAGGACAAAGCACUCAGGACAAAAUGUAUGUGAAAUGGUUGGAUACAGUAAUGUUAUACUAUCAGAUUUUAAUUGAAAUUUUUGAAAUUCCCGCUGGUUCGGCCCCCCCCGUACGUCCCGGUGCUCACAGGGAAUGGAAGACGGAUGCCGGGAUCGGCCGGAGGAGAUGGCCGGGGAGUUUGCAGGGGAAC
Molecule: messenger RNA, 334 nt
Organism: Staurois parvus
Lineage: Eukaryota; Metazoa; Chordata; Amphibia; Anura; Ranidae
Source: the annotation of a GenBank genome assembly